Molecule: messenger RNA, 2409 nt
Organism: Cherax quadricarinatus
Lineage: Eukaryota; Metazoa; Arthropoda; Malacostraca; Decapoda; Parastacidae
Source: RefSeq, a predicted model, not a curated record
GUGUUUUAAGUCAGGUGAUGUACGGGUGAACGAGCACCUGGGACUGGCUUCCCUCCACCAGCUCUUCGUCAGGGAACACAAUCGCAUCUCCUCUCAGCUCUCCAAGCUCAACACUCACUGGACGGACGAACAAGCUUUCCAGGAGGCUAGGAGGAUAGUAGGAGCCGAGCUGCAACACAUUGCUUACACAGAGUUUCUACCCUCUAUCCUGGGACAGGGCAUCCUGGAGAAGUACGGUCUGGCUCUACAGAAGUCUGGUUUCUUCUCUGGCUACGACAUCAACAUCAAUGCCGGCCUCGCCAACUCUGUCGCCAACGUUGCCAUCAAUUUCGUGGUAUCAAUGUUGCCUAGCAACGUGGCCUAUUAUGAUGAGGAUCGUAAGCUGAGUGAACGCCCCGUCACAGAUACGUUCUACGCGCCCUUUGACCUGUACGAGAGGGGCAAGUUUGACCAGGUCAUCCAGGGCAUGGUAAAUGCCCAUUCUCACAACCAAGACACGUCCAUGACCGAGGCCAUGACCAGCAAAAUGUUUGAGGAUGCCUCGACGGGUGUAGGCCUAGACCUGGCGGCACAGAUCAUCCAGCAGGGUAGAGACCAUGGCAUAGCUGGGUACAACAAGUGGAGACACUUCUGUGGUCUACCCAAGGCCGUCAAAUUUGAAGACCUGGCAGAUGUUAUGUCUCAGACUAACAUUAAGAAACUUAAAUCUGUAUAUAAGAACAUUGAUGACAUAGACCUGUUCACUGGAGGUCUGGCAGAGAAGCCUAACAGAGGGGCGCUGGUAGGGCCUACCCUGGGCUGUCUGAUAGGCCGACAGUUCCACUACCUCAGACGAGGUGACAGAUACUGGUACGAGAACGACCUCCCUCCUUCGUCCUUCACUAAAGAACAGUUGUACGAACUGAGGAAGGUAUCACUGGCCAGAAUCAUCUGUGACAACACUGACGAACUAGUCAGUGUACAACCCAGAGUCAUGCUGGAGGCUGACUCAUUCUUGAACGCACGAAUGUCAUGUCAGGGUAAGAACAUCAAGUCAGUGAACCUGAAGAAGUGGAAGACAGCCAGCCCUAACUUCGUUAUCCCUGACAAGAUGUUGCAGGAGAGUAUUGACAGAGCCAAGAGGGACAUCAGUAACAUGAGGGACUCUGAGUGGAACCUCUGGGAAGCACCUGACAGACGUGUGCCCCGGGACGUGCCCAGGGCCAUGCCCAGGGCCCCACAUGGGCACCAGGUGACCUCAGAGGUCAUGCACGCCCUCAUUGACCGCUCUGACCACAACCUCAACGCCAGGGUUGUGAGGGAGGCUGAGGAGCUCCUUCAUGACUGCUUCAGGGUAGGCCUACAGGCUUGGCAGGUCAUGAGGAACCAUGAACAGGAUAUCUGGAGACGACAGCUGACAGCUGACCCUAAGGGGCCCCUGGGGUCGGCCUACGCCUUCGGUAAGCCUAAGGCUCAAUCAAUCAAGAUUUCCAAUUCAUCGUUCAUCUUGCAGUUCGCCUCAGCGAGGUUCGUCAAUAACUACUUUGCCGGCAAGCCAGGACAACGCAAGAGCCGUAACGCAGACCGCCACCUGAAGGACUUCGAGUCAGGGUCACCGAACACCGUGCUCGAUCUCAUGGAUGUUCUGCCCAACAUCGACGUCAGCGACAUCAUGGAGAUCCCUAACGUGUUUGAGUGUGACGACCAGACUCUGCCUUGCGACCACACCUCCAGGUUCAGAACUGCAACUGGCUGGUGCAACAAUCUCAACUUCCCGGCCUUCGGAAAGAGCUUCCGGGCCAACACCAGGCUUCUGCGUCCGGCCUAUGAUGACGGACUGUCGAAGCCACGGAGCAUGUCAGUGACUGGUCGCCCACUUCCCUCACCACGACUCAUCUCAACCAACAUGCACAAUGAUGUGUCUGCCCCUCAUGUUCGUUACACACUCAUGAUCAUGCAGUGGGGCCAGUUCAUUGAUCAUGACAUCAUCUUCACUCCUGUUAAUAAAGGGUUCCAGGAUUCCAUCCUGGACUGCAGACGCUGUGACUCACCCCAGACCGUCCACCCGGAGUGCUUCCCCAUUCACAUCCCUCCAAACGACCCGUUCUUCCCCCCGGUGAACAUCUCUUCAGGGCAGCCCUUCUGCAUGCCCCUUACCCGCUCCAUGCCCGGACAACUCACCCUGGGUUACCGGGAACAAAUGAACCAGGUGACGGCCUUCGUGGACGCCUCUCACACGUACGGUUCUGACAAGUGUGAGCAAACACAACUUAGACUCUUGAAGGUAAGCUUAACUCUAACUCUAUCUCCCAUGAUACAGCUCUAACUCUCUCCCAUAACACCGCUCUAACUCUCUCCCAUAACACAACUCUAUCUCCCAUAACACCGCUCUAACUCUCUCCCAUAACACAGCUCUAACUAUCUCACAUG